GUUUGAUUAGAUGUGCGGAAAGGAGUUCUUGGUUGUGCAUUUCUAAUACAGUUUCGUGUGUGUUUCCGGUCUCGAUAGUAUGUUGUCUGUAUUGCAUUGUUGAUGUUGUGGUACAUUGUUUUGUCGACAACACUAUGGCUCGCUUGACUCGAUGGAACCAUCCAAAGACGUCUUGGACAAGGAACGAACCGUUUCUGAUUCAGCGAUACUAUCUGAGAUCGACAGAACUAUGAAGAGACACACAGAUAACAUGCUGAUCAUUUUAGAAGGUGUAAGUUCCAGACUGAUCCAGUUGGAGAGCAGAACUCGUAACCUCGAGAGUUCUGUGGAUGAUUUGAAGGUUUCUGUUGGGAACAAUCAUGGAAGCACUGAUGGGAAGAUGAGACAGCUGGAGAAUAUCCUCCGAGAGGUACAAACUGGGGUGCAGGCUGUUAAGGAUAAGCAAGAACUACUUGAGUCACAGCUUCACCUUCAAAACCUUCACGUCUCUAAUGUCAACCAGCAUCAACAAGAGCCACAAAACACCGGCCAGGCUGCGAAUGUUGUGCAGCAACAAGCACUAUCUGCCUCUGCUCCACCGCAAUCCCAUCAUCAACAUGCGUCUCCUCAAUUAACAAGCUUCCCACAAUCACUCCCUUCUGUGCCCGGUCUACCUCCUCCAACCGUCCCUCUCCCUCAGCCGCAAAGUCUGCCCCCUGUCACUCCACUUCCAUACUAUGUGCCUGCUGGCCACACUCACGAACCACCACCAAACCCACAGUACCAGGGGGGCCCACCACAGCAAGCAUCUCCUGUUGCCGCUCCUCCCCCUCCUCAUCAACUGUAUCAGUCUGCUCCACCACAAUACCCGCAGCAACAACCCCAGAUACCACAGCAACCUCAACAGCCAGCUGGCCACCACUUUGACGAGGCCUCUUAUCUCGCCUCUCAAAGCUAUCCACCCACGACAACCGCCAUCUCAGCUAUCUGGUGGUGGUCGCUUCCCGCCCCAGCAGUACUACGGCACUCCUCCUCCCUCUACUGGGUACAAUCCUCCUCUAUCCGGAUCCAUGGAGAUGUACCCUUACAGUGGAGGCGGCAGCACAAUGGUGAAACCACUGCAACUUCAAUCUGUCUCUAUGCCUCCUUGAUAAUUGUCGAAAAUAUAUUGAUUUUGCGUGCUUAAUGUGAUUAUUUCAUGAUAUGUUUGAGACCUAUAAUACUUGUUUGAGGUCCAACUAAGCCUGGAAUGGUUAUAAAACCAUUACCAUCAAGUGCCAAAUGUUUUAUAUAUUUCAGGUAAAUGAAACGAGAAAUUUGCAUUGGUGGAUAGAAUAAUUCAAGUGGACUGGAUGUACAUUGGACCGGAACUUACUGAGAAGUUGAACCGGGACUGGACUUUUGUGGGCUGGAACUCUCUUUGGACCUGGGCGGAUGAAAGCACUUUUUGGGCCAUGGGAAUUAUUUGGCCCAAAGAAAAGGACAAAGGAAGUCUUGGACGGAAGUCUUUUGGGAAUUUGGCGAGACAGAAUUGGCGGCGCAAGUGGAGUCGAGCGAAGAAGAGAAAGGUCGCGGACGAAAAUUCUUUGGAAAGAAAGCGAUGGCAGCAGCGCGAAGCAUCAGUCGAGCAGCAAUUGGCGAUCGGUUUCUCCAAGGUUUGAGCUGAGUUCAACGAGAGCGAUUAGUUGGUUGGAUUCUCUGAACCGAACUAGUUGUGUAUUGUUGAUUUAGAACAUGAUGAUCAAAACCCUAAUGUUUUAUCUUAAUUUCGUCAUGAACUAAACCCCAAUUUCUGGGGGAAACACCAUAGGAUGUAGCUAUUUCUUGAUUUGAUGGAUUGAUUCAUGAUUCUUUUCUUCCAAUCUCUAUUGCAUGAAAUUUCUUAAUGCUUUGUGUUGACUGGCCACCAAUACAUUGAUUUGUUGUUAAUUAGGUUAUUAGCGACAGUGAAACCCUAAUAACUGAACAUAUUUCAUGUGACAUAGUAGCUUAUCGAAGCGACAGUGGAUUAAAUAAGGUGCUAUGCGGUCUUGAAUAGGAUAUCGGGCAUAAGGCUAUAUAAUUAAUUCAUUGAGCUACAACAGUAGGAUUUGAAUUGAUUAUUUAGUACGUAGUAAUUCCCGACAGGGAUAGCUAGCACAGUAGUGAUAUCCUGGCUGUAGAGAUAUGGAUUAAACUGAUUGGAAUAUG
Molecule: messenger RNA, 2169 nt
Organism: Linum trigynum
Lineage: Eukaryota; Viridiplantae; Streptophyta; Magnoliopsida; Malpighiales; Linaceae
Source: the annotation of a GenBank genome assembly